Molecule: messenger RNA, 1241 nt
Organism: Durusdinium trenchii
Lineage: Eukaryota; Dinophyceae; Suessiales; Symbiodiniaceae
Source: the annotation of a GenBank genome assembly
GUUUGUGAAAGCAAAGGUGACAAAAUGAAGUAGUUUGUCCGGACGUUCUGGGUCAUCCGUUUUCACAUGAAAAGAAGAAUUCAUGGUAAAAACCAACACGAAAACAAUCUGUCAUGAUGAUAAAACGAAGCGGCGUUCUAUCAGCCGCUUACCAUGUAGUUACCUUUAGUUCAAUAAUGUUGUUGAGUGCAUGUCUAACCCUGCUGCAAUCACUUGUGUUCGAGUGCUUGGCAUGGCCUGCUGUUAGUGUCUUCUCCGACCAGCUUGAAGGUAACAAAGGCUCCUUCAGCCAUGGCAGAUGCGGGGACGGCAAAGCAGGUCUUGGAUUCCAUGGACAAGCUCCAUGGCCCGUCAAAUUUUGUGAACUUUGCAGCAUAUUCGUGGAAUAUAUUCCGCUACAUCGGAGAUUACCUUCACUUGGGCGGGAUUGUCACACUGUUGAUCACUAUCGUGCGAAACAAGUCCGUGGCUGGGAUAUCUAGGACCACCCAGAUUCUGUACUGCAUUGUGUUUGUCACUAGGUACCUGGACUUGCUUGACCACACUCAGUCCUUCUACCUCGUAUUCUUCAAGCUGACGUACAUUCUCACGUCCAUAGUUGUUCUGGUCCUUUUCUACAACUAUGACAGUACGUAUGCACGCAGGCAUGACACCUGCAAUAUGACCGUGAUUCUUGUGCCCUGCGCACUAGCUGCAUUGUUGCUGACGAACGACUACUCUCCCCUGGAGGUGCUGUGGACCUUUUCAGAAUUCAUCGAAGGCUUUGCGAUGGUCCCCCAAUAUAUUUUUUGCUACAGGGAGCGCGUCAACAAGGAUGUGGGCACCAGCCUUUAUGUCGUUAUGCUCGGCGGCUACCGGGUAUUCUACGCGCUGAAUUGGAUCUACAAGAAGAUCAACAUGCCCCGCUAUUCCGACAUUCAGUCAUGGAUCGGUGGACUUGUGGAAAUUAUGUUCUUUUUGGACUUCCUCAACUAUAGGUUUACAGGGAACAGCAUUUUGCGUUCCUUUGUUCUCAAAGUCGACACGAAGAUCAAUGAAAUCAGCGACCAGGUGGAAUCCAAAGUGCUGGGUUCAACUCCUCGAACAGAGCGGCUUGAAACUGAAGGUGGUGAGAUGCGGAGGCGAAGGAAACAAGAAGAAGAACGACCAAUGGAGGAUGUUUGAAGCUCCGCCGCGCUUUUGAUGAUGCAAAAUGAAAUGUAUACUGGAUGGAGUUAAGAGAGUCGCUUGUGACCUGUGAG